This is a messenger RNA of Phalaenopsis equestris, 4175 nucleotides long. Its product is annotated as receptor-like serine/threonine-protein kinase ALE2. Gene Ontology annotation, molecular function: ATP binding; protein kinase activity. Gene Ontology annotation, biological process: protein phosphorylation. Lineage: Eukaryota; Viridiplantae; Streptophyta; Magnoliopsida; Asparagales; Orchidaceae. Bases 393 to 3713 code for a protein of 1106 amino acids. The transcript has 15 exons. The record is from RefSeq and is a predicted model, not a curated record.
UCGAAGAACUACUAAAGCAGCCUAAUCCUCUCUUCUACACCAAUUCCCUCUCCCUCUCCGACACUUGCGUUCUGUUAAGGAGCGCCUUCGCAUAUUCUUCGCAAUCACGAAAGCAAAAAACGUAACUUCUAAUCGCAAAUUUGGAGCGGUUUCUGCUCACUGAUUGCAGUGCGAAAGCAGCCACCUUUUUCACCUUUUCCUUUUUGCGCCUCUUAUCUUCCUCUCCGUCUCAUGGUGGUAUCCGAUGAAAGCUCCCGUUUUGCUGACAUUAGUUUGCUUGUUUUCUUCUCUUGUGGCAUCUUAUGGUGUCUGUUCUUGCUGAAUGCGCUUGCUUUGUGCGCAGUCCGUUUAUCCGAAGCUUGCUUGGUUGAGAGGGUUUUGUGAAUCGUUUGAUGGAGUGGGGAGAAAAGGAACUUGUUCGAUGUGGGUUUUACUGUUUGGUUUCGGUUUUGUGGAUUUGCAGGAUUGGAGUAUCGGCGGCCUCCCCUUCACCAGAAAUAUCUCCAUAUCUUUCUAACCCAAUGAUAAAGGGAGCUCCACAUUCUGAAAAAUCAAAAAGUAUUUUUUCACCAAGUCCUCUGACUAUUCCAAUAGGUUCUGUUCCAAAUACUCCAAGCAUAUUUCCAAAAAGUCCCGAAGCUGUUACUCCCGUUAUUCAAGCCACAGCACCGUUUAUACCCAGCUCUCCACCAGCUCCUUCUGCAGAGGAACAUAAAUUUCCUGGCUCAGUAACUCCACCUCAUAAUUCAGAUCAUGAUAUCUCUCCUUCAACUGUAAAUCCUCCAUCAACACAAGUUGGAAAUGGAACUCCUAUAGGCGAGACUCAGGGAAAACCUUCUACUGGUUCGCAAUCAACAUUGCCAUAUGCUGCAGCUCCUUCGCCGAGAUUAGUUCCGCUCACCCCACCAGAUGUUCUUCCAAAUGUUCCAAGAAUAUCACCGCCAAUGAUCCGUCCGCCUGGGCCUAUGAUUUCUCCUGUAGCUGCACCUUCAAUGGGAAAUUCAAGCCAUUUGUCUCCUACAAACAAUUCCCAAUUCAAUGGAUCAUCCCCACUUAUCACACCUUUGCCUCAUGAUUCAAAUAUUACACAUGCUCCUUCAGCCUCUCAUCCUCAUCCUUCUGAAGGAAGAAUAACAAAGAGCCCUCAGCCUGCACCAGCUAUUUCUGUUCCUGGGCAUAAAAAUGGGAAAAUAGGAGUUACACCGACACCUGCUCCAUUUUCUCUGCCUCCAUCAAUACCCUCCUCAGCACCCAUGCAUCAAUUGUUGCCAUUUCCAAGGAAAAAGGGAAAGCCCAAUCCUCCAAUCUAUGUUGGGGGCCCUGCGACCUCUCCAUCUCCUGUAAAUUAUCCUCCAAUUGAAGUUCCAAAGGAUGGGAGAAGGCAUGGUACUCCUUCACCUAAUGUUGAAGGCCCUGAGGUUAAUCCUGCUCCUUCACAACCUCCAAUAUCGACACCAAAUAAUAAGGAAAGGCCUUCUGCUCCUUCACCUCAUGUUGAAGGUCCUACUUUUCACCAAGCUCUUUCACAUCCUCCCAUAGAGGCUCCAACGAAACCUUACUUUCCUCCAGACCAGGCUCCAAUUUCUUUCCCAAGUGGUGAAAAAUCUUCUACUCCAGCACCUUCACCGGCUGCUCCACAAAUGCAUAACGGAUCGCCGACUUAUUAUCCCGCACCUUCACCCCAGUAUAUCAGAGGAACCUCUCCAUCACCAUUGCCACAACCCAUUCGGUCUUUACCCCCUCCACCACCUAAUUUGAAUUGCGGCCCUAUAAUGUGCCAAGAACCAUUUGCGAAUCCCCUUCCAGGGUCACCUUGUAUGUGCGUCUUGCCAAUUAAAGUAGGACUUCGUCUUGGUGUUGCAUUGUAUACAUUUUUCCCCUUGGUUUCCGAAUUUGCUCAAGAAAUUGCGGUGGGAAUUUUGGUGAAACAAAGUCAAGUUCGCAUCAUGGGAGCGAAUGUUGCUUCGGAGGACACCGAGAAGGCUGUUGUCCUCAUUGAUCUUGUUCCAAUUGAAAAAAGCUUUGACAAUACAACAGUGUUUCUAACCUAUGAGAAAUUCUGGCAUAAACAGGUUGCCAUACAGGCUUCAUAUUUUGGAGACUAUGAAGUAUUGUAUGUUCUCUAUCCAGGCCUACCACCGUCACCGCCUACUGCACCGGCAUAUAUUAACGUUGAAGGAGGAGCUUAUGGUAGUGCAAACAAUGCCAGGGGAAUUCGACCUCUUGCUGUUGAUGUGAGGAAGAAGAAGGGAAAACUGAAGCUGAGUGGAAGCCUGAUAGCCAUAAUAGUUCUAUCAUCUAUACUAUCCUUGUUUUUAAUUGUUGGAGCUGCGUUGUUUUUUUCACUAAGGCACAGGGAGAAUUCAGAUUUGCCUGCACCAAGUUCUCAAUCUUUACAAACUCCUUUUGCAAAACUAUCAGCUGCUCGGGCCAUACCUAUAACCACUGGUAGCAGACAAAGUUCAGCACCAGCUUCCUUCACCUCCAGCAUCGCAACGUACGCCGGAUCAGCAAAAACCUUCAGUUUAGUUGAGAUCGAGAAGACAACAAACAAGUUCGAUGUUUCACGAAUCAUCGGAGAAGGCGGCUUUGGUCGCGUGUACAAAGGAACUCUCGAUGAUGGAAGGAGAGUUGCAGUAAAGGUUUUGAAGAGGGAUGACCAGCAGGGAGAGCGGGAGUUCUUGGCCGAGAUCGAGAUGCUCGGCCGUUUACAUCAUCGGAAUCUGGUCAAGUUGAUCGGUAUUUGCACGGAGGAAAACACUCGCUGCCUCGUCUACGAGCUUAUACCUAAUGGAAGCGUCGAAUCACAUCUACAUGGUGUGGACAAGAAUAUUGCUCCGCUUGACUGGAAUGCACGCAUGAAGAUCGCGCUCGGUGCAGCUCGAGGUUUAGCUUAUCUUCACGAAGAUUCAAGCCCUCGCGUCAUCCAUCGGGACUUCAAAUCCAGCAACAUCUUAUUAGAGCACGAUUAUACCCCCAAAGUUUCUGAUUUCGGCCUGGCUAGGGCUGCAUUGGACGAACAAAACGAGCACAUCUCAACAAGAGUCAUGGGAACUUUUGGCUAUGUGGCUCCCGAGUAUGCAAUGACGGGUCAUCUUCUUGUCAAGAGCGACGUUUACAGCUACGGCGUUGUUCUGAUCGAGCUUCUUACGGGGAGGAAGCCCGUCGACAUGCUGCAACCUCCCGGUCAAGAAAAUCUCGUCUCUUGGGCACGUCCUCUCCUGACAAAAACGGACGGAUUGGAGAAAAUCAUCGAUCCGACUCUCGGCACCAAUUAUCCCCGAGAUAGCAUUGCUAAGGUUGCAGCCAUUGCGUCCAUGUGCGUCGAGCCGGAGGUUUCUCACCGCCCGUUUAUGGGUGAGGUGGUUCAGGCGUUGAAGCUGGUCUGCAACGAGAGCGAUGAGUUCAGACAUUCCGAAAGCUGCAGUAAUGAAGGGUCAUCUGCGAAGGACGCAGAGACCAGAAUCAAUGUAGGUUUGUGUGAAGAAGCCAAGAGAGGAAUAUCGCAAUCUGAUGUGUUGUAUGCAUCUGCGGGUUCUGUAGAGGAUGGUUCGGGUCUGCUUCGCAUGCGUUCCAGCUCGGGUUCGCUUUGGAUGGGUAAGAGCAGGAACUUUUUGCAGAGAAUCAGAGAGUUUGCAUCAGGAACUGCGAGUGAGCAUCGAUUCACGCAGAGGUUUCGGAGCAGAUCAGAGCAUGGUGGAAGAUGGCCAUAGGAGUUGCUGUAGAUUUUGAUUCAAGUUGAGGUUUUGAUGAACUGGAAAGGAGAUUAGUUUGGAAUAAUACUGAGCUCUGCGAAUGUGAUUAUUUGAAUAGGAUGAUGAAGUUGCAGUUCAUGGAUCGCCAUUUUCUUACAUUGAAAGGAAAGAGAAGAACUGUACAUUUGAUUCUGGAUUCGAAGUAAGGAAAUUGUUUGAUUUUGAUUCAGUUUUGUUUACUUGAUUAUAUUUAUUUCUGCUGCACAUCUUUAGGGAGGAUUUGAAUUCUCUGCAUCAGUUGAACAUUCUUUCUGAUUAUUAAAAUAAUAGAGGGAAGAAUUACUGCUGGAGAUUAGGGGUGAGCAUUUUGGAUGGGCAUGUUUUCAAAUUGAUCAAAUCAAUUGUAACCGAACUGGAUCAACAGAAGUUGUUCUUUUCAGUUUGGUUUAAACCUGUACUGGAGAUGAGAUGCAUAUAAGC